AUGGAAAUCAGCGUGCUUAAUCAGAUGAAUAUUGAGCUUAAUAUCUGGGUGGCUAAUCUUGAAGCUGAAAAGGUCCAACUUGAAAUUCAAGUUGCAGAUAUUAACGCAGAUAAAACCCAAAAAACUCAGCAAAUUUCGGAUCUGCAAACCCAUCUGGGAGCCUUGAGUGCAAGUUACUUUGAUCUUAAGAAGAAGCUAGCAGAAGAAUUUGGCAACAAAUUCAAGUCUUCAGUUCACAAUGUCAACACUGGCCAGUCUGCUGAUCAACAAUUGCAGAUUCAAAAAGAAAUGGAUGGAAUCGCUAAUAAUUGGAAAAUCUAUAAUGGAGUCACCCACUGGCUAGGAUUAUUAGACUCUCCCCCAAGCGACUUCCGCACCUACAUCAACCACUACGGUGAAAUGGCUGAAGCCACUUACGAUGCUUACAUUAAGACACCGGUCUCAAAAAACGCAGGAAAUUGUCGUUUCUCACGCAAAAAUCUGUUCGACCGAUGUGGGAUUCUUCGUGGGCGCCCGUUGAACCAGUAUAAAGUGACCAAGUACAUAUACGCCACAUCUGCUGUCCCAGUUCCUGGUGCAUUUGUCACGUCUUCGUCAACACAGGCUUGGAGCAAAAAGUCAAACUGGAUAGCGUUUAUCGCAGUGGCUACUGAUGAAGGGAAGAAGGUGUUGGGAAGGCGAGAUAUUAUGAUUGUUUGGAGAGGGACAGUCAACCCUUCGGAUAUGGUUCAUGAUGCUGAGUUAGUGAAGGUUUCCGCUAAAAAAAUAUUUGGUGAAAUGCAUCUAGAUAACCCGAAAGUACACAUGGGCUGGUACUCCAUCUACACUACAUCGGAUCCGAAUACACGUUACAAUCAAACUAGUGCUAGAGACCAGGCGUUGGCUGAGGUGAAGAAACUAGUGGAUGAAUACAGGGAGGAGGAAACUAGCCUCACCAUUACUGGGCACAGCAUGGGUGCAGUAGUAGGGACACUAAACGCUAUUGACAUAGUCUUUAAUGGAAUCAACAAGCAAGCAGUUGUGCCACCGAGGGCCUGCCUUGUAACCAUGUUCGCUUUCGCCUGCCCAAAAGUAGGAGAUGCCAACUUUCAAAAAGUAUUCAAUUCACAGACUAAUCUUCAUUGCCUACGCAUUAAUAAUGCGCUAGAUAUAGUUCCCAAGUAUCCUCUGGUAGGGUAUUCGGAUGUUGGGCACGAGUUGGGGAUUGAUACCACAAAGUCUACUUACUUGAAGACUGUUGGGGAUCCCGUGAGUUGGCAUAGCAUGGAGGGUUAUAUGCAUGGUGUUGCAGGAACACAAGGUAUUAAGGGAGGGUUUAAGCUGGAGAUUAAUCGUGAUCUCUCUCUUAUAAACAAGUAUUCAGGUACAUUAAAGGAUGAAUAUGGUAUACCUAGUAGUUGGUGGACUGAGAAGCAUAAUGGAAUGGUUCAAAACGAUAACGGAAAUUGGGAAUUGAACGAUCGUGAAGUAGAUGACGAUCAGUGA
Lactuca sativa (garden lettuce) is the source of this 1485-nucleotide messenger RNA. Its product is annotated as phospholipase A1-II 1. Gene Ontology annotation, biological process: lipid metabolic process. The record is from RefSeq and is a predicted model, not a curated record. Gene Ontology annotation, molecular function: glycerophospholipid phospholipase A1 activity. NCBI's taxonomy places the organism in Eukaryota, Viridiplantae, Streptophyta, Magnoliopsida, Asterales, Asteraceae.